Messenger RNA from Cladocopium goreaui, 1359 nucleotides. NCBI's taxonomy places the organism in Eukaryota, Dinophyceae, Suessiales, Symbiodiniaceae. The record is from the annotation of a GenBank genome assembly.
AUGGAAAACGGUCCUCUCAUGGCAGAAACGGGGCCUUUCCUGAUGGAAGAAGAUUUUCCGGACCCCACCCAGCUUCACAAGGACGGCGAAUGGAUCGAGAUUCGAAACCCAGUAUCUGAGCGGAUUGCCCACAGUGGAGACUGGCGGAUUUAUCCCCAUCUCAGCAACAAGGAGACCUGGAAGUUGAAGAUGGGAACUCGAGCGUAUAAUUUGGAUAGCUUCCUCCAGAGGGUUGGCUUCCACAUCGACCACUGCAAAGUAUGCGAACAAGCUGGUGCUGGCCGGCCAUCGAAUUGGCACACGCAUAUCGCUGCACAUACGCACUUCAAGGAGAUUGGCAAACUUUGCUGCGAUGGUUGCGACAUGGACUCCAUCAAGCAGGGAUGGUGGGAGAGUUGGCGAAUCCCACGAGGUGAGAUUGCCUUCAACUACAUUGACGGCCAGAUCCUAAUGGCGCGAGGUGCGCCACCGCCCUUGAUUGCGCCAUCUCUGUGUGCUCCUGGCACAGCCUAUGCCCUGCCAGGCAUGGGCAUGCCGGGGCCCGUGCCGGGCGUGCCAGCGGCGACGAUUCCCACCAGUUUGAUGCCCAUGUCAGCUCCAGGGCUGGGACGGCCAACCUCGCCUUUUCUGGACCUUUGCCCAGAAGCCCACAAGUGGUUCAAAUACCGCAACCACGUGGGGAUUCCAACGCAGAAAGGUGGCGAUUACAGUGCCUGCCAGUGGCUGCAGUCCAAAGGGAAUUGGAAGCGAGCCAUGCAGGACCCUGUGAAUGCACUUCAAGAGAUUCUGGAUCAUUUUCAGAUCUAUCCGAAUUGCCGAUUCUGCCCAUCUGCUGGGGAUUUCUGUGGACAUUUGCCCGCAGAAAAACAUUUCAAGAACCUCACUAGCUGCAUAUGCCCGGGUCAGAGCAUCGUGACCGUGGCCAAGCAGAAAGAGAACAUUGUGGAAUGGAAGGUGCCAGGUGGAGCCAUCCGCUGGUACCACAUCACUGGAAUGAUCUUAGUUCUGCGGGGCGAGCCGUCCAUGGCUAGCGAGGAAUGGCACGAGCUGCACCGGCCCCAGCUGGCCCUUCCUGGGGCCCAGGCGCCACAGGCGCCACAGGCGCCACAGGCGCCACAGGCGCCACAGGCGAUGCCGCAGCCGGUACAGGGAGUGCCAGCACAACCACCAACUAUGAAUGGUGGCCAUCAGGGACAACGUCAGCUGACAGAAGGGGAAUUCUUUUGGCGGAAUCGGUGUGAGAACGCCCCCGAAACCGUCGCGGAGAUGCUGACGAAGUUCCAGGUGCCUGCCGAGGAGAGCUCCCUGAAGCAGUGGGAAUGGGAGGUGGUUUUGAAACGACGUACCAUCAAAUGGUGA